Molecule: messenger RNA, 1033 nt
Organism: Arachis ipaensis
Lineage: Eukaryota; Viridiplantae; Streptophyta; Magnoliopsida; Fabales; Fabaceae
Product: large ribosomal subunit protein uL10
Biological process (GO): ribosomal large subunit assembly; cytoplasmic translation
Cellular component (GO): cytosolic large ribosomal subunit
Molecular function (GO): large ribosomal subunit rRNA binding; structural constituent of ribosome
Source: RefSeq, a predicted model, not a curated record
CACUAUUCCUUCCACUCUUUCUGAGCCAACCACUGCACUACACAAUUUUCCGGCACCUCGCCGUUCUACGCUGUCUCCGACGACCACACAAUCCGCCACUGUUUCUUCUGUUUUAGAGUCCAGUCUUCUGCGUGAGCCACACAUACUCACAGUGACAUUGGUGACGAUAGUUGGCGAUGGCGGGAAAAGUGUCGAAGGCAGCAUUCGAUGCGAAGAUGUGGAAGCUCUUGAAGGAGUACAGCCAGGUGGUGGUGGUUACCACCGAUAACGUUGGUUCCAACCAAAUCAAUGGCAUACGGAGGAGUUUAAAGGGCGACUCCAUUGUCGUUAUGGGGAAGAACUCCAUGAUGAGGCGCUCCUUCACGCUUCAAGCUGGAAACAAUUCCUUCCUCAACCUUACUCCUCUUCUUAGGGGAAAUGUAGCGUUGAUUUUCACCAAAGGAGAUAUGAAGGAGGUUAGCGACGGGGUUGCUAAGUUGAAGGUUGUUAAUCCUCUUCUCAUGUGCUCCAAAUACUUGUCAUAUGAAUCGUACCGCAAUUGUUCUUACAUGCAAUCUGGACAGUUGCCUUUGGGCCUCAAGUGUUGUAACCAGCAGUUGUUGCAGGAUUCUGAACCUUUUUUGGUAUGCUCAAAAUUCACGCCGCACCAGCAUUGUUUAAUGACGAGAUCAAGACAGCUCUUGGCGAUGAGUGUAUGGUCUCCUCUUCUCCUUUUGGCUGGUAACUUGUGAUGUUGAAAAACUUUUCCAAUUUUUGUCCCGUGUUUUCUGUGAAGCAUAACUUUCGCAUCUUUUCCUUGAGCACUAUUGACUUCAAGCUGAAUCCUCCAUUGUCACAAUGUGAAGAUGCAAAUGAUUUUGAUCAGGGUCUCUGUUUGGGAAUGGUGAUAAACAAUUUUUGUGCUUUGUUUUAAUAAGAGUAUAGAAAAUGCUUUCAUGUGAUUGUUUAUCAACUUCGUUCACAAUCAAUGUUUGUGUUAAAAGUAUAUACUUAGCAUUAUACAAAGUUCUCAAUUAUCCCCAUUUAUGAUCCA